Molecule: messenger RNA, 615 nt
Organism: Rosa chinensis
Lineage: Eukaryota; Viridiplantae; Streptophyta; Magnoliopsida; Rosales; Rosaceae
Product: germin-like protein 9-3
Exons: 1
Coding region: 1-615 (204 amino acids)
Cellular component (GO): cell wall
Molecular function (GO): manganese ion binding
Source: RefSeq, a predicted model, not a curated record
AUGAGGUUGGUUCAAUUACUGAUGAUGACCAUAUUAGUUCUUGCUCUGGCCACCUCCAAAAGGGUCUUGGCAAGUGAUCCGGAUAUCCUUUCGGACUUUUUACUCCCACAAAACAGCUCAACAGUUGAUGCUAGUUUUUUUACAUUCACUGGAUUUCGCGGAAUAUUUGAUCAAGCACCCAAAACCUUGAAGACAACAAAAGCCAGCAUGGUUGAGUUUCCUGCUCUCAAUGGCCAGAGUGUGUCAUACGCGGUGCUUCAAUUGCCUCCACAGACACUCUUCCCACCUCAUACUCGCCCUGAUGCAACUGGACUUCUGUUCCUUUUAGAUGGUUCCUUGGAAGUAGGCCUAAUAGACACAAAAAAUAAUCUGUAUACUCAAAAGCUUCAGGCUGGAGAUAUGUUUGUAUUUCCCAAGGGAUUAAUACAUUAUCAGUAUAACACUGAUUCUCAAUUGCCAGCCACUGCCAUUGCAGCAUUCGGAAGUGCAAGUGCUAGAGCAGUUGCGGUGCCACCUUCUGUUUUUGCUUCAGGUAUUGACGAUGUCAUCCUUGCCAAAUCCUUCAAGACAGAUGUUGAUACUAUUAAGAAGAUUAAGGCUGGCCUCACUAGCUAA